This is a messenger RNA of Ylistrum balloti, 5207 nucleotides long. RefSeq names its product male-specific lethal 3 homolog. Gene Ontology annotation, cellular component: NuA4 histone acetyltransferase complex; MSL complex; nucleus. The coding region runs from base 93 to 1841 and encodes 582 amino acids. The record is from RefSeq and is a predicted model, not a curated record. Gene Ontology annotation, biological process: regulation of DNA-templated transcription; chromatin organization. The transcript is spliced from 11 exons. NCBI's taxonomy places the organism in Eukaryota, Metazoa, Mollusca, Bivalvia, Pectinida, Pectinidae.
UCAACAAAUGCUUUGUCCAUAUAAUAAUCACUACACUGGCAUAGUUGUGAUAACUUAAUGCAUCGGGUAGGAUCCUCGCGGGUCUUUCUACUAUGUCAACAAGAGGCAUAAAAUUCCAAUACAGCAUAGGAGAAUGCGUCCUCUGUUUCGAACCUGAUCCAACAAAAGCCAGAGUUUUAUACGACGCGAAGAUACUAGAUCAAACAUUUGUCAAAGAUGCUAAGAAUGGAGGGAAAAAACCAGCUUAUCACAUUCACUUUCAAGGUUGGAAUAAUAGCUGGGACCGUGUUGUGGUUGAAAACCACAUUCUGAAAAAUGAUGAGGCCAACAGAGCUUUGAUGAAAAAGUUGGCUGAGAUAACAAAACGAUAUCGCAUCAACAGAGCAAGAAAUCAUAGAAUAGACCAGAUCUUAAAAGAAGCAUUUAAAGGUAAGCCACCUCUAAUGGACUACAGCAGUGAUUUCAGUGAUGACAAUGAUGAUUGUGAUGAUGAAGAAGACGACGAUGAUGAUGACGACGAUGAUGACGAUGACGACACUGAAGUUGACACAGAGGAUGAUGAUACAGAUGAAGAAGACAGUAGGAUGAGGGACAGAUCAACUAAUGGUGAUGUAGAUAUUGAUAGUGUGGAUGGCAGUGAGAUCAGUAGUCGAGGCAGUGGAAAAUCUGAGGACAAGAAGAAGAAGCAGACAGUGGAACUGGACAUCCCUGAAGUGUUGAAGGAAGUUUUGGAAGGAGAUUAUAUAGCUAUCAACAAAGAAUGUCUGUUGGUUCAACUCCCUGCAGAAACAAAUAUUGUAAAUAUCCUAGAAGGUUUUGUGAAGACAUUCUGUAUCAAUCUUCUAUGUGGCACACCAGAGAAAGGAAAGAUAACUGGGAGCACAUCAAACAUACCUUUUGACAGAAAUAUCCCACUUUGUAAAGAAUUGGUGGAUGGCCUGAGGAUCUGCUUCGAUCACACACUACCACUGGUCCUGUUGUAUGCCUCAGAGAGAGACCAGUACAGAAAGCUGCUUCAGAACAAGUUCAAACCUAACACAGAGUCAAAAACGAACAGCUUGCAGUCACCACUGAUAAAGACCCCGUUAUCUAAGACAAAACAGUUACAAGGAACAGUAUCAACUACCCCAGGUACGGGAGAUUCCUCACCCAAAAUUCCAAAACUCUCGCCAAAAGUGUUUAAGCGUGAAAAAAUUGAGUUCGAUGUUGCUCCAAAAUCAGAAGAGGUAACUCCACGUAGACUCACACGACAAGCAGCGCAGGACUCUGCUAAGAAAUAUCAGACAUUUUCACAGGAGGCAACUCCAUCAACAGAUGAAUUGGAUAUUGAAAGACGAGGGGAAGUUACUCCAAAUAAACGACGCGAAUCUAGACGGAGAAAAUACAGUGAAAAUUUGAACUCAGCUGCUGUAAAGGCUGAGUGUGGUUAUGAAGGUGUUGAGGGGGGAGGUUCUGGUGUUGUGUCUCGCCGUGCAGACCCUCCACCACCCCUCCUCAUCCCAAGUGUUAUUUCUAAUCAGGCAUCUGGACAAGGAAGUGUGGACAGUAGUGGGGACAGUGUUCAGCAAACUGGACGUGAAAAUAUUGUUGAAAAUGUGCUGGCCUGGAAACUCCUUCCUGAUAAAGAAAGAACCAAGAUUCCACCUUACCCCUCACUGGUGUAUGGGGCACACCAUCUACUCCGCCUCUUUGUCAAACUGCCAGAACUGAUCCUGAGUAUGGAUAUGGAAGAGCAGAAAUUGAAGGCCUUACAGACUUUACUGGAAUAUUUCAUGGAUUACCUGGUGGAAAGAAAAGAUGACCUCUUCCCAGAUGUGUCGUAUGAAGCGCAUCAGGUCUGAAGAAUAAAAGGAUCCCCUGUGUCCAAAUAUGACCCAUUUACAGCUGAUGGAAGAAAUGAAUGGCUGUUCUAAAAAGUGUGAAGUGAAAAAUAUAAUAUUAUAUUGUCUUACAAAUUACAAAUCAUGGCUUUGAUCCGUCUAGGUAACAGGAAGAGAGUUGAGUAAUUUCUGGAAAUGAACUUCCUGUUGUCACAGUAUUUUACAGGGAACAGGUUCUGUAGUGUUAUCAAUAGUGUGAGCAAAUUAACAUCAUAAUAUCAUUAAUGUUUCCAGCAUAUUGAAUGUGGUAUUUCUAAAAAGUCAGCACACAGCAGCUGUCAGCUGAUUUGAUAUAUAUGAAACAUUUUAAGUAUUAAGGUCUGUAUUUGUUUUUUUUUCUGAUCUGAAUUCCUCUUAUGAGUCUGUCACAUGUCUAGUCUUUCAAAUAUCUGUAGAUCAGGUCUAGAAAGUGUAAUAGAAACAUUUACAUGUAUGUUUGUGUUAUAUUAUACCAGCAAGCGUUGUUUAAGGGAUUAAAAAUGUGACACCUUACCAUUACUUAGCAUUAUAUCUUCAGUCAAAAGUUAAAGUUAUAGAUGUGAAGAAAAUAACAAUGCUCUGAGCAGUGAAAAUAAACACUACAUAUAUGUAAUGUGUUUAUCCAGUAAUAAGCCAGUGUCUGGUAAUAAGUCUAUCUAUGUAUAUUGCUAUGAAAUAAAUUAGUAAUCAAAUGCUUGCUCAUUGUCCUGUAAUGAGCCCACCCCAGGACUUUGAAUCAGGCUUGUCUGAUGUUAUGCCUUGGCUUUUUACCCUGUAAUAAGCUCACCCCAGGACUUUGAAUCAAGCUUGACUGAUGCCCCCCUUGGCUUAAUACUCUGUAAUAGGCCCAACCCUUGACUUUGAAUCAAGCUUGACUGAUGGUCCCCUUGGCUUAAUACCCUGUAAUAAGCCCACCCCAGGACUUUGAAUCAAGCUUGACUGAUGCCCCCCUUGGCUUAAUACUCUGUAAUAAGCCCAACCCUUGACUUUGAAUCAAGCUUGACUGAUGGUCCCCUUGGCUUAAUACUCUGUAAUAAGCCCAACCCUUGACUUUGAAUCAAGCUUGACUGAUGGUCCCCUUGGCUUAAUACCCUGUAAUAAGCCCACCCCAGGACUUUGAAUCAAGCUUGACUGAUGCCCCCCUUGGCUUAAUACUCUGUAAUAAUCCCAUCCCCUGGCUUUGAAUCAAGCUUGACUGAUGCCCUCCAUGGCUUAAUACUCUGUAAUAAGCCCAACCCUUGACUUUGAAUCAAGCUUGACUGAUGCCCCCCUUGGCUUAAUACCCUUUAAUAAGCCCACCCCAGGACUUUGAAUCAAGCUUGACUGAUGCCCUCCUUGGCUUAAUACUUUGUAAUAAGCCCACCCCAGGACUUUGAAUCAAGCUUGACUGAUGCCCCCCUUGGCUUAAUACUCUGUAAUAAGCCCACCCCAGGACUUUGAAUCAAGCUUGACUGAUGCCCCCCCUUGGCUUAAUACCCUGUAAUAAGCCCAUCCCCUGGCUUUGAAUCAAGCUUGACUGAUGCCCUCCUUGGCUUAAUACCCUGUAAUAAGCCCAUCCCCUAGCUUUGAAUCAAGCUUGACUGAUGGUCCCCUUGGCUCAAUACCCUGUAAUAAGCCCAUCCCCUGGCUUUGAAUCAAGCUUGAUUGAUGCCUCCCUUGGCUUAUUGCAGAUAAAUAUAGCAUAAGACCAGCUGUAAUUGUGAAGCCAGUAUUUGUCAGGAGAUUGGUAUCAUGAAAGGGUUAGUUGCAAGUUUCAUUUGCCCUUAGGUUGCUACUUUUUAAAUGUGAACUAUUUAUUAAAUGUAGAAAAUAUGUACCAAUCAGUUCAGUUCUAACAGCCUUUCUGCUGCUCCUCAGUUCUGGACUGUUCAGUCUGGUAUAUUAAAAUACCAUGCAAAUCCAUAUUCAACUUUCCCAUAUCCUAGCAACCUUCGUUAUAUGUUUUUGUUUGUGAAAAAGUGUAUUAUAAUGAAUGCCAAAAUAAAUACAAAACAUGAAUGUGUCCUGUUGAUAUGUAUUAAAAAAGAAAAAAAAACUUUCAUUUCCUGUCACAUGUAUCAUCACAUUCAUUGUACUGGAUGUGUACAAAGUAUUUUGACCUAGAGAUGAAAUCUUUAGAAUGAUUGUGGAAUGAUAAGAGAAGGCGACUGUCACUUGUAGCUAUUAUGAGUCAGUGUUUGUUACAAAUAGAGGAGCCAUUCAGUACAAAAUUUAAACAAUACUGAAAGACAGGCAUUUUAGUUUUAAGAGACCCAGAGACCCAUCACAUUUUCCAGAGACACAUCAUGAAGCUGUAAGUUUAAGCUAAGUAAGAAGAUACCCAAAUUGUUUUUAAUAUUUAUGAUCAGAUGAACUUCAAGCAUAUGCUUGUUGCAGCUGAUAUUGUAUUCUCUGAAAUUGUAAAUAAGGAAACACGUUUCAUUUUAAAUUGAAGCAUAAAUCAUUUCAUGGGUUUAGAUUUAGACUUUUCUGUCAAAAAUCUACAUUGAUGGAUCUGAAGUCAAGGAUCAUGAAAGUAUACUUUUAAAAUACAAACAUUGUACUUUAAAAACUGAUUUUGAAAAAUUCAGAUUGUAGCAUUUUAAAGAAAUAAUUUUCUUGAUGAAGAAAAAUAUCAUUGCAAUGGAUAGUUCAGUAUAUAGUGAAAACUUGUAACUUCUGACAUUUUGUUUUAAAUAUGACAUUAUUGGACUUGAAACAAUACAGCAAAUUUGAAUUUACAUGUAUAUGACUAAAUCACAGUCACAAACAAUUCAUUAUGUUUUAUUUAUUUGUUCAAAAGCUGGAAGCAAGGAAAAAUGUGUCAGAUAGACUUAACUGAUGCUGGUCAUUUUGAAGUUAAAGAGUAUUGAAAUUGGGUAUACCAACAAUUUUUCUUUUUUUUUUCUUCUUCUUUUUUUGUAACAGUUUUUAGGAUUUGGAUUAUAUAUAGAAACAUGUACAUGCAUUGAUUUUCUUGGUUUUAAGACAUUGUUUCCAGGACAUUUGUCUGCUGUCAACACUGGAUUUUCAAAAGGUAUAUAAAUUUUGAUUAGAAUUAACAUCAUACAUUAUUCUUGAGAUGGUUAUGUAUUCAGGUAUCCUAAUACUGACAGAUUAAGAGAAUUGAUUACUGACACGCAUGUAUCAGAAAAAAAAUAACUGGACAUGUUUAUUUGUUGACAUGAAACUGGCUUUCAACACUUAUAGUUAGGUAUACUUACAGACUGUAAAUGGCAGUUUAAUCUAUAACUUGCUUUUGAUAAUUUGUUAAUAUUUUUCUAAUGUUAAGACUUUUAAAUUCAUGUUUCUUGAUAUGUAUGUACUUCUUAACUCACCAAGCUUGAGGAAUAAAUGUCUUCUUAUUUC